Lingula anatina is the source of this 8248-nucleotide messenger RNA. RefSeq names its product serine/threonine-protein kinase ATR. Gene Ontology annotation, cellular component: nucleus; chromosome. NCBI's taxonomy places the organism in Eukaryota, Metazoa, Brachiopoda, Lingulata, Lingulida, Lingulidae. The record is from RefSeq and is a predicted model, not a curated record. Gene Ontology annotation, molecular function: protein binding; protein serine/threonine kinase activity. Gene Ontology annotation, biological process: DNA repair; telomere maintenance; DNA damage checkpoint signaling.
UAUUAGCGGGAGCAAUGAUGACUCUCGGUAUCACUUCCUUCCUUGUUAUCCCCUUUAAAUACGUUGAAGUUGCUGUAAUUAUAGUCACACUUUGAGGAAAAGUAACAUUGAUAAACAGGUGAUCAAAAUGAGUGGACAACAAGAUUUGAUGGCUAGUUUUAAGGAGGUGGAGCAAUUGCUCAGUGAUGCCGAUAUGCCUCCAGAAGAGAAGACCAGCAGAGGAAGGAAGUGUCUGUGCCACAUAGUGGACACCUUACUUUGUGACAUGAAAAAAAUUUCUGAUGAGGUGAAGAACACUGGUAGUUCCUCAUUUUGUGAACUAAGUCUACAGAUGGUGAAUCAGUUGGUAGACACGGAGGCCUUGUCACAAAUGUUUGUUGAAGAUGCCCAUGGUUAUGGUGAUGAAACACCGGUUUUGUCUCAGGCAAAUGAAUCUGUUAUCCCAGAGAAUAAACUUGUCUCACAGGCUUUUACAUUUUGGAUUGUGAACCGCCUCCUGGCUGUUCUGGUGAGUGAGGAAUGUGCUCCAUACCAUGAGAAAACUAUCACCUCUGUGUACAACAUUCUGCAGCUGUUGAAAGGAAGAGAUACAUAUGCAUUUGCUCAGCUGGCUUCUGAAUUGAUCCUUUGUUUAGGGGACAUAUGUGAAGCAUUCUACCAUGCAGACAUAGCAAUGGAUGAUAGGGAAGAGUUGAAGAGGUUCAAAUCUGAUGAAUUAAUGCGUGGGAUAUACCAGGGAGGUGAUGUUGUUACCUACACUCACAGAGCAGUUUUAUUCUCAAACACUGAAGCUGGGGAGCUACUGCAAGUAAACUUGACGAGAAUAGUUGGUAAAGUGAUAUUUGAAGUCCAUCAGUUUGUAGGUAGGAAGGAACACCUACUCUGGAGUAUACUGGGAUGUCAGCUAGAAUUUGGAGAUGUGGAACUAAAGAGGGUUUCUCUAGAUGUGUGCCAUGCCCUCACAGAAGUGGGUGGUUUGCCCCCAAUGGAGACUCUGGAUUACUAUGUCAGUUGUCUAGGAGCACUGGUGGAGCUGCUUUGUUCAGGCUUUGAUGAUGUGCCAGGUGACUAUCUUGCCUUGGAGACUAGUUUGGCCAACUGUCUUGACACAGUCUUUAACCAACCAGUGUCACCUUCUGAGAUAAAUACAGUGAAUACAGGGCAACUAGAAAGUAUGUUACAAAGACUAUUCCAGGCUGUUACCCAGCAUGGUCUACAGCAGUUAAAAACAGACAGGUUGAGAACAUCUCUGUGUGACACAUUGGUGUCCAUAUUUGAUGGACUGCCCUCAGACAUGGUUCAUAGUAGUUUAAUGUUGAAGAGGAGGAGAGAAAUGGAUUCUGUGAUCAUCAGUGAAAUUGGCCAAAUGGAUAACAGUCAGUACCUAGUGCGUUACAUGUGCUGUGCUGUACGACUGGAUCUCCCAGAUGCCAAACCCAGUUUGUAUUCAGCUCUCUCCUCUUCUUCAACCACUUCCUCAGACCUUGAUAUCCUCAGGCCCUCUACUUCCACAGACUCUGACAGCACAGAUGACAUGGUAGUCAUAGGGAGGAAAAGGAAACUCGGGUUGAAUAGAGGCAAAGGAAAAGACAGCAGUUCUGAUAAUUCUCAGAAUUAUCCAACAACAGCAAUAUCCAGGAAAUCGCCAACUUGGAACUUGAUGCUCAGCAAACUAAACCAGCUUUGUAAAGCCUUGCAAAGUGGAGCCACCGAGACUCGAGUAGUGAACAUUAUGGAGGGAUUAAGAACUGUUGUGGAAGUUGCUGUAUGGUGUGUUGUUAAGAAGGGCAGGGGUGACGUGGAUGACAAAGAUAAUAUUAGGCUGCCAAAUGUUCCUAGCACUCCCUCCAGACAGCCAGUUGGUUUGACUAACAGAGAUAACUUGUCAGAAUGGCUCAAUAACAGCAUGGUGGAGACCAUAUUUGAGGCUUGGAAACAUCACUUCCUACAGUGCACACAGUCUAGUGUUCUCAUGACCUCCUUGUCCAAGUGUUACAGGAAGAUUGUGGAAACCAUUGCCUCAUUGAUGUUUGUGUCAGAUCAGUCUGGGCUGUCAUUGCAGUUGAUGACCAAUCUAGCAUGGAUGACAUCACUUUACUGGAUUCCUAAUGAUCCUACCUGGAUUGAUUUGAAGCCUGUAAACAGCAAAGAAGUAGCAGUACUUGCUUCUGCACUUGCUGAAAAAUUAGAUCCUGAUGUGGUAGCAGAUGCACUUACAGCUUUGUGUCUGUUUCCCAAAGACAUCUGUUCCAAAUGGAGGACUCAUGCUCUCAGACUGGCAGUGAAUGAUUCUUCUGAUAUCCUGCGCUGUGCUGCUAUCAGAAACUGCCCUUUCUUGUUCCACACUUUGGGACCAAAUACAGAUCACCUUGUGCGUGAUUUGCUGCAUGAUUGUAUACAAGACAAGAGUACUGCUGUUCAGAAACAUUUGGCAGAAGUUGUUGGAAAACUUGUAUGUGUCAUGUCCAGAAAAGCUGUCAUAGAAAGACCAGUCCAGGAUGUCAGAGCCAAAAGUUUUACAACAUUAGUUCUGAAGUGUGCAGCCUGUGAUUCUCUGCCUGUGUUUGAGGUGAUUGGCAGUCCAGGUAGCAGACCAAAGUUGGUAGACCCAAAAAUGUUUUCACCCUUCAUGACUCUGUUGACCUCUGAUAAGAUUGUCAAGCAAAGUCUAAUUGAAAGUUUUGACAGAUUGUUUGGUCACAUUAAGAUUCAUUCCAAUAAUGAAUCCACUGUGGGCAUGCUGAACAUGUGCCUGGAGCUGAUUGAAGAUCCUGACUACCAUGUCAGACUGGCAUUCAGCAAAUGCAUCCAGUACCUUGUGAGUGCUGACCAAGCAGAUAUUGUUAGCGAGAUGAUUGUCAACAAAUUGAAAUCUGCCUACACAGUUGCUAAGAACCAGAGUGACCAUAGGCUACAAGAAACAGUGAUUUUGACAAUAGGACAACUGGGAAGAGUUUCAGAGGGUCAGUUGUUGUUGGUGGUCUUGCUUAUUCUGCUGAAGUGUCUGAUAUCAGAAGAGCCUCUGCCUGCAGCUAUUGCCAGGGGACAGAUUCAGAUGGUUGCCAAGUACAAAAAGACCAAGCUGCAGGCACUUUUCAUUCAGUUCAGGCUCCAUAUUUGUAAGGAGUUUCUGGUGGAAGCUCUUCAUGAAAGCAUGUCCACUCUACAAGACACCAAGAAACCAUAUGAGAUAUUGACUGAAGUUGCAAGUGUUUUUGAGUUCCCAGAUGUCAAGACAUUCAUUCAGAGUGUUAUAAAAAAGCACCUGCUUCCUCCACUGGCUAUGAAGGCAACUCCAGUAGCUUCUAGCCUUGUAAAAAUAAUGGCACAAGCCCUUGGAUAUGGGACUCGCAAGAAACUUAUGAUAGAGAACAUGCGUUACAUCUUCUGUUACCUCAUUUGUACUUGUGAAGAUGUGGAGAUGAAAAGAGUGAUCUCUUUUCUUGAGAGGGAAACCACAUUUGAGCUGCCUGCACUGCUGAGGUUCCAGUACCAAGAAGCAAUCAAUGAACUCUGCCUGCACAUGAGUACAAACUACAACAGGAUUUUCAAUGGACUUAAGACUAUAGCUACCAAGAAGGAAGGUCACGAAGGAAGAGUGAUAACAACCACAGAGCAGAUGGCUGAAUUUCUGCAACCUCAUUUUCUAGCUGUGAUUGCAUCAUUUGAUUAUCACUUGUCCAACGCCAAUGUGCCACUGGAUGAAAAGAAAAUGGCAUUGGACAGCCUCUCUUCCAUCAUCCGCUUAAUGGGAACAAAACAUAUAACAGCGGUUAGAAUGAAAGUCUUGAACACCCUGAGGUUGACUACUAGAUUUAAGGACAGAGGUUUUGCAGAGGUCAGCUAUAAGGCAUGGAAUGUAUAUGUUCGAAGCAUUGAUCUGUCAGCUUUGGGUCCCAUGCUGUCCCAGAUCAUUGUUUCCCUUCUGCCACUGCUUUACGAGCUACCGGCUCAAGUAUCACAGCUUUUCAACUAUUUGAUUGUAGAGAACAGGAAUGCUCUGCUGUCUCAUUUCUGUGAGCUGUCCUUCCUGCCAGACAUUCCAGAACUGGUGGACAUCAACGCCGUGCUGAAGAAAUACACUGAAGGUUCUGCAAAAAACCAAGAUGUCCGCACCCAAAUAGCCCGUGCUUUAAAGGGAGUUAGUCAUGAGUGUCUGGAUGUCAGACUGCUGGCUUUGUCCAAACUGAGACAAACACUACACAGCAAUCAGACUGCUCUCCAUGAGCUUCUUCUUGGAAAUGAGACCGUGGAUCCAGUUAUAUCACAGCUAGUGGCAGUGCUUCUUGACAGCUGCCGUGAGUCUGACUCAUCUGCUAGGAACGUAGUAGGUGAAUGCCUUGGUGAGCUGGGAGCAGUGGACCCAGGAAGACUGGAAUUUAAGACCAAUGACCCUAAAGAAGAGUUGGCCAAGUUCCACGCCAGUGUGAAUGAGAUGAACUUUGCAUUUGACCUGAUCAAUGAGUUGGCAAGGACAUUCUUGGCUGCACAAGAUACUGCACAGGACUGUUGUUCCCUUGCUAUCCAAGAUGUUCUCCAGGCGUAUGAGGUCAAGGACACUGGAGAGCCAGACCAACCAGGUGUGAAACUGUGGAGGCGUUUUUCAGAACAUGUGAAAGAAAUUCUCACUCCACUUCUUAAGUCUAGAUAUGUCCUCAAUAUGACAAACAGCUGGUCAAAUUUACCACAUCCCAUCUAUGGAAGUCGCAAAGGCAGCAACUUCAAGGAGUGGGUGAGCACUUGGUCAACAAGUUUGGUCUCAAAGGUAAAGCUACCAAAAGCUUCCAAAGUGUUCCGAGCCUGCAGUGCAGUGUUCAAGCAUGACACCCAGUGUGCCCUGUAUCUGCUGCCACACAUUGUGGUACAGGUGCUACUAGAUGGAGAUGCUGCUCAGCAUCAGGAGAUAUACGAAGAAGUGCUCUCUGUGCUGGACCAUGUGAAGAAGCCAGACACACGUCAGGGUAGCGCCUCAGAUUUCCGCCACAUGAGUGCACAGACUGUCUUCUCAGUGCUGGAUCACCUGACAAAAUGGAAGAGACACAAGCUCCAGCACUUAGCACAUUCAAGUCAGAGGGCUAAAUCAGAAGCUGAUUAUGCUAGAGAUCCAGAAUACCACAGUAUCAAGUUGUUCCUGGAUAAGAUUCCACAGGACACCCUGGCAGAGGCUUCCUACAACUGCAAGGCCUACACAAGGGCACUCAUGCACCUUGAACAAUUCAUCAAACCAUCUGAACAGAUAAUGCAUGAACAUUUAGAUUUCUUACAGAAACUGUAUGUAGCCAUGGAUGAGCCUGAUGGUGUGGCUGGUGUGACUGCCAUAAGAAAGGAUCCCCCAACUCUUACAGAACAAAUACUAGCUCAUGAAAGCAUAGGCCAGCUGCGAGAGGCAGCAUCUUGUUACGAGAGAGCUAUCCAGUUGGAGCCAGAUGAAGUCAGCCAUCAUCAGGGCCUGAUGAAAACCUUGAUGGACCUUGGGCAGCUCAACACAGCUCUGGUGCAUGCAGAUGGGGUGCUGCAUAGCAAGCCUCAGUGGAGUAGCAGUAUCAAUGCAUACAGAGCCGAGGCCUCCUGGAAGCUGGGCAGUUGGGACAAACUGGAAACUUUCCUUAAUGUGGAGGACAAACAGCAGAGCUGGGGAGUGGGCUUAGGGCAGGUUUUGUUGGCAGCCAAGUAUAAGAAAGAGAGUGAGUUUUUAGAUCAACUUCGUGUCCUGCGUAGCACACAGAUGGGGCCUCUGUCAGCUGCCAGUAUGGAGAAGGGCUCAUAUCAAAGAGGAUACGAAUAUAUUGUCAGGCUCCAUAUGUUGAAUGAAAUAGAGCAGGGUGCCAGGACGCUAUUACAGUUCCCACACACAGCAACAGAUGGCACUACUCCCAUUACUUUCCAGAAACUUCUCCCAUACUGGGACUCCAGGCUGCAACUGGCACAAUCAUCCUUUAGAGUCCAGGAACCUUUAUUAACUCUGCAAAGGGUGAUUUUACGUCUAGUCAACCAGGAGCAAGACGUGAAUGUAGACAGAGACAUCGGAAGAUUGUGGCUAAGGAGUGCCAAGGUGGCCAGGAAAGCUGGUCAUCUCCAGACGGCAUACGGAACUUUGCUGAAUGCCAGCGCCUUCAACCUGCCAGAGUUUUGUGUGGAGAAAGCAAAAUGGUUAUGGCAUAAGGGUGACUAUGACCAAGCCCAAAGUUGCUUGGAAAAAGGCGUGGCACAGUUCUAUUCUGAUAAGUCUAAGCUGAAGCAAGGUGGUUCAGAGGAAGCAAGAGCAGAGAGACUAGAGUUUGCAAAGGCAUUGCUGCUGUAUGCCCGCUAUAGUGAAGAAACUGCCAGCAUGGAAACCAAUGCUAUAUUCAAGCUGUACAAAGAAGUGACUGAUGUGUAUAAUGACUGGGAGGAUGGUCAUUUCUAUCUGGCCAGAUAUUACGACAAAGUGAUGACCACAUUGGCUGACCCUGACAAACCUGAAAAAAUUGGCCAAUUCAUAGGCCAUGUGAUAAAGAAUUUUGGCAACUCCCUCUUGUAUGGCAGCCAGUAUAUCUAUCAGUCUAUGCCAAGAAUGCUGAGUCUGUGGUUAGAUCAUGGUACCUCUGUCAUGGAGCAGGAGAAGCACUUCCAGAGACUGCUGGACAGACGUGGAGGAACUGCUGCCAACACAAACCCACCACCUGCCCUGGUGUAUUGUAGAAAUAAUUUACAGAACUUAAACAAGAGCAUAAGUUUCUAUAGAGAAAAGCUUGCUCCUUACCAGCUGUUGACUGCCUUCCCACAGCUCAUCUCCAGAAUAUGCCAUGGAAAUGACGGAGUUUUCUCCGAACUUCAGGAAAUGAUGGCCCACUUAGUUGUUCACUUCCCCCAGCAGGUCAUGUGGAUGAUGAUGGCAGUGUCUAAGUCUUCCUAUCAAGUCCGUGCCAGACGAUGUCAGUCCAUCCUUGCCAGAGCAAAAGAACUGAAUCCGUCUUUAAACAAGUUUAUUCAGGAUGCCACCAAGUUGUCUGAGAGGCUGAUUGACCUUAGCAACAAAAAUGUUGGUGCACUUACUCUUAGCAUCACUCAAGACUUCCGUUCUUUGAAAAGACUUCUAGAUGACAAAAACUUCAGCCACAUCCUCCUUCCCUUGCAAUCCUCCAUGACUGCCACUCUGCCUGCCAGUCCAGGAAGACAUGUAGAUCAUGACCCUUUUCCCGGUCAACUGAUUUAUAUCACUGGCUUUGAAGAUGUGGUGGAAGUUCUGAAUUCUCUGCAGAAACCCAAGAAGGUUACAAUAAGAGGAAGUGAUGGUGCAAUGUACACAAUGUUAUGCAAACCAAAGGAUGAUUUACGCAAAGAUUGUCGCUUGAUGGAAUUUAAUGGAAUUAUAAAUAAAUGUCUGCGCAAGGACCCAGAAUCUAGGAAAAGGCAGCUGCAUAUUAGAACUUACGCUGUUGUUCCCCUUAACGAGGAGUGUGGGAUCCUGGAGUGGGUUCCUAACACACAUGGACUGAGGAACAUCUUGUUGAAGAUCUACAAGGAGAAAGGCACCUACAUGGGAGGCAAGGAGCUGAAGGCCUGCAUGGUGCCAGUGAGUGCACCCAUUGAGCAGAAGAUGGAUGUUUUCAAGAAUAAACUGCUUCCAAAGCACCCUCCAGUGUUCAGUGAAUGGUUUCUCAGGACAUUCCCUGAUCCAACAGCUUGGCACAUGGCCCGCCUGGCGUAUGCCAGAACUACUGCAGUGAUAAGCAUGGUGGGGUACAUCCUUGGACUGGGAGACAGACAUGGAGAGAAUAUCCUCUUUGACUCUACCAACGGAGACACUGUACAUGUGGACUUCAACUGUCUUUUUAAUAAGGGUGAAAGCUUUGAGUGUCCAGAAGUAGUUCCAUUUAGACUUACUCAUAAUAUGGUAGAUGCCAUGGGUCCAAUGGGGUUUGAGGGAAUCUUCAGGCGUGCUUGUGAGGUGACUCUUAGAGUUAUGAAAGACCAGAUGGAUCCAUUGAUGUGUGUUCUGAAAACAUUUAUAUAUGAUCCUCUGGUGGAAUGGAGAAAGCCUGCCAAAGGAAGAGCCAACCCUUUAGAAAGUGGAGAAAUAGCCAAUGAAAAGGCCACAGCUGACGUUCAAAAUAUUGAAGCCAGACUGAAGGGAAUUUUGAAAAAUAAGAGAGGUUUGCCGCUUUCAAUAGAAGGUCAUGUUAACUACCUUAUUCAGGAGGCAACCAGUGAAAAGCAACUAUGUCAAAUGUACAUUGGCUGGGCAUCAUAUUUAUGAAAAUAUCUG